This is a messenger RNA of Dentiscutata heterogama, 712 nucleotides long. Lineage: Eukaryota; Fungi; Glomeromycota; Glomeromycetes; Diversisporales; Gigasporaceae. The record is from the annotation of a GenBank genome assembly.
UCUGACACACAAAAUCAAAUUUAUAAUACUGCGUCUACUGCUAUUAAUGAAACUUAUCAAAAACUCUUUGGUAACAAAACCAGUUAUUCAGGUCCAUCAGUUUUGGGUUUUGAUAAUGAUUAUAUUGUAUUUCAAUUGUUGAAAAAUAUUUCUUAUAUUCCAUUUUAUAUUAAUUACAAUAAUAAGAAAAAUUGGUGUGAUAGCACACCUACAAAAGUUUGGAAAAAAAUGAUAUUUCUUCAAGAUCAGGAUAGUUUUUCAUUAUUUGGCCUUAAUAAUCUCAAAGUAAAAUCUGUAUUAGAAAACAAACAUAUUGCAACUAAUUCGCCACCUCAAUGUUUAUUACAAAAUGAGAAAAAAAAAUUACAAAAAAGUAAUAUAAUUCAAUUUCCAGAUACAUUAGCACAUAUUUAUCUAUCUGAUUAUAUAUUUAGUGAGCGUGAAUUUAAUAUAACACCAUUUUCUAAAAAUGAAACUGAGAUCAAAUUUUGGACUUGUGCAAAAGAUCCAUCAAGUAAUAAGAAAACUCUUUUAAAUUUGUAUAAUAUGAGAUUAUUAAAAACUCCAUUGGUAGAUGAAAAUGAAUCAGUAGAUAAAAAUAAAUCUGCAGAUGAAACAAAAUUUUGGAAAAGUUUUAAUCAAGCCUUAACAAGAAAUAUACAUGGUAAUAAUGAAAUGCAACGUAUUUUAUCUAUUAUAGUGGAUGAAAUUG